This is a messenger RNA of Drosophila kikkawai, 1311 nucleotides long. It is a transcript of the gene Muc4B, whose product is annotated as Mucin 4B. The record is from RefSeq and is a predicted model, not a curated record. Lineage: Eukaryota; Metazoa; Arthropoda; Insecta; Diptera; Drosophilidae.
AUGCUGCUGUCACGUAAACAUUUAAUUGCCCUCGUUGUGGUGACAACAUUAGCCUGCCAGCUCUGUACCACAGUGGGCCAGGAUUCCACUUUUCUGGCCACGAUCACCAGCUCGAAUAAUCAACAGCAGUCGGCCAAUGAAACCCGACUGAAUGAGACCAUUAUGAUUAGCAUUAGUGAGAUUAUUGCAGCUGCCGAAGCAGCGGCUAAUACCACCGAUUCCUCCAGCAGCACCACCAUCGACACAUCAACAACACCCACUACGGCGACCUCAUCCACAUCUACUGAAGUUUCAACAACAGAAACUACUACUGCACAGCCAGUUACCAGUACACCCACCGAAUCAUCUACUACAUCUACUACCCAGCAAACUUCAACAGCUAGCACUACAGACUCAACUACAACGCAAGACACUACAACCACAAGUACACAAACUUCCACUACUACACAACAAGCUACAACAACAACAACCCAAUUAACAACAACCACUGAUCAAGUUUCCACAACAACAGCACAGACCACUACAUUAGCCUCAGACAACUCAAGCACUUCCGAAACAUCAAGCACAACACUGCAAUCUACUACUGUUGCUGCUGAAACUUCAACAACUACACCUACAGUCACAACAAUUGCCACACCAACAUCCUCAACAACAUUGUCCACAAGCACAGCCACACCAACUUCAACAGUCACACCUACAGUUACAACAAUUGCCACACCAACUUCUACAACAACAUUGUCCACAAGUACAUCUACACCGACUUCUACAACAAUAUUGUCCACAAGUACAGCCACACCGACUUCUACAACAACAUUGUCCACAAGUACAGCCACACCGACUUCAACAACAACACCCACAAUCACAACCGUAGCUACACAAACUUCAACUACAACCACAACACCAACCACAUUAGCUGCCGAGACUUCUACGACAACAGAAUCCACAACUCAACCCAUAACAACAACUAGCACAGAAUCAACAACUACAACGAGCACUACACCACCCGCGUACACCGUCUACACAAUGGAACCCUAUCCAAAUAUCUACAGCCAAUCGAACACGAUUGGUGGAUCGCAGCGCAGGAUGCGAAAAGGUCGCAAGGGACGUAGGGGCAGGAAAUAUCGCCGCAGGACCACCUAUGCCCCAACGGAGGCAACUACCACAACAACGACAGUCAGAACAACGACGAAUGGCGAUGAUUUUAGCGAUGACUACGACGAACUUGUCCUAAACUCGAACAAUGUCCUGGAACCCCAAUUGGGGCUGCCCCUCGAGCUCGGAAAUUUCGCCAAUAACAGGAUCCCCAAGUAG